UUAUUUUAAUCAUAUAAAAUGUCCAAAAUAGGCAAAUUUAUAGAGACAGAAAGUAGAUUAGCAGUUUCUAGAGGAUGAGGAAAGGGCAAUUUGGGGACCUGCUAAUGGGAUAAUGAAAAUGUUUUAGAAAUAGAAAGUGAUGAUGAUAGCCCAGCUCUGUGAAUAUACUCCCCCAAAAAUCCACUUAAUUACUAAAGAGGUGAAUUUUUUGGUAUGUGAAUUAUAUGACCAUUUUUAAAAAGAGAAAAAAUAAGGCAAGAGGAAGGUAAGAUUAUUUCCAGCUCAUGAUGUUCAGAACACCCCAUCCCAACAACAUUUUACAAUAUACAGAUGAUAAGGCAUUCAGCAAUACAAAAGAAGGGAGUUGGAGGUGUGAGUUCUGCUCUGUGCAAUAGUUAAGAGACAGGCUCCUUUCAUGAUAUGGUCCAGCCACCUGCAACAUGAGAUUUCAAAGAUGCCGUAUAGUUAUCUACUGAUAAACAGGAGAGGAACCUUGGGUAAAAUUAUGAAAGAGCUAAUGCGAUGAGCCUCACUGCCAACAUGCCAUUAGCUAGAAUUUAGUCAUAAGGUCCCACCCAAUUCCAAGGCAGGAUGGAAGAUGUUCAUUUAGCUCAAUACUCAGGAACAAUACUUAGUAUUAUCUCUGUCACAAAAGGAAAGAGGAUACAUUCCCAACCUAAGUAACUGAGAUUCAGAAUUAACCCUGAAAUAAGCAGCUACAAACUAGAGAGCACUAAAAUCAAAAAUAACCAUAGAAGAAAAGAACAAUAUACAAAAUUUCAUAUAAUCUGGUGUUUAAUUAAUUUGGAAAGUAACUUUGCUGUGAUCUUUCAAACCACCUUAUGCAAAGUAUUCAGAAACUUCAGUAAAUAGCAUCACCAGUCUUGGCUUGACAACUAAACUUACUAAGGUAUUUGUCGGUUCAACUUACAAAGCAUUAAACUAUGGAGGUUGAAAAAAAGUUGCUUAAAAAAAAAAACAGAAUGCAGCUUAAUUAUUAUUUUCCUGAGUUCAGAGUAAGCAUAGUUACAUUAAUGCCAUAAUGUAGUUUAAAAUAUUGUAAAUAAAAAGCACCUGUUUCCAGGUAUAAGCCAAACUCUUCAAUAGAGAAAUAUGGGAUAUUAGUACAUUAAAAUCAACCCCUUUUUGAACCCAUUCAUAAUUUAUAGCUACCUACAUAGUUCUUCCAACCAUACCAUGUCUAUCUAUAUCAUUAAAUAUCCUCUCUGUGUUUCAGGUAUUUUAAAUUGAAGCACUACUUGCAGGGUUCUUAAUAAAAACAAAAAAAUUAAGAGGGUAAAUAAAUUCAGUAUCCUAGGCAAAAACCAGAGUAUCUGUUUCAGGAACAUAGGACAGUAUACUUUCCAUUUCAUUUUACACACACACACACACACACACACACACAGAGGAUGUCUCUCUUUUACAUAAGAAUGAACCUGGCUGCCUCAAGAUAGGUUGUUUUGGUAUCACGGAAUGGCCUCUAGGGAUCAAGUUGUUUCCCUUAAAAACUUGAAAAGGGAAAUUCAGGCUCUCUUAUCCGGCUUGCUUCAGACUUCAGACUUCAGGAGCUUGUGCCUCUGAAUCUGUGUCGCCCUGCAAUUUGUGUCUCUGAAACAAUGCUGUCUCACAGACUCCCACUGCAUUAGGAUUGGUCAGAAGGAAGCAGAGGAGGAGCCACUGUGAACAUGUUUUUUUUUUCUCUCCACACAUCAUAAAAAUCAGCAGCUGGCACCUACAGCCCCUAACACUCAAAGCAAUGCUCAGGCUGGAAACAGAAGCUUCCGAGAGGCAGCCGAUGUGAGCAUGUGCGCACAGAUUCGUCUCCCAAUGGCAUGGCAGCUCUAGGAAAAUUGUUUUGAACAGACUUGAAUGCAUAAGAUUAAAGUUAAAGCAGAAGUGAGAACAAAAAAGCAAAGAGCAGACUCUUUCAACUGAGAAUGAAUACUUUGAAGCCCAAGAUUUUAAAGUGAUAAUGAUCAGAGUCGUACCUAAAAGAGACUAAAAACUCCAUGUCACGCUCUGGACUUGUGACAUUUACUCACAGCAGGCAUGGCAAUUUUAGCCUCACAACUUUCAGACAGAUAAAGACUUGGAGGAAAUAACUGAGACGACUCCCUGACCCAGGAGGCUAAAUCAAUUCAGGGGGACACGAAUUCUCCUGCCAGCAUGGUGAACUCCACCCACCGUGGGAUGCACGCUUCUCUGCACCUCUGGAACCGCAGCAGCCACAGACUGCACAGCAAUGCCAGUGAGUCCCUUGGAAAAGGCUACUCUGAUGGAGGGUGCUACGAGCAACUUUUUGUCUCUCCUGAGGUGUUUGUGACACUGGGUGUCAUCAGCUUGUUGGAGAAUAUCUUAGUGAUUGUGGCAAUAGCCAAGAACAAGAAUCUGCAUUCACCCAUGUACUUUUUCAUCUGCAGCCUGGCUGUGGCUGAUAUGCUGGUGAGCGUUUCAAAUGGAUCAGAAACCAUUGUCAUCACCCUAUUAAACAGUACAGAUACGGACACACAGAGUUUCACAGUGAACAUUGAUAAUGUUAUUGACUCAGUGAUCUGUAGCUCCUUGCUUGCAUCCAUUUGCAGCCUGCUUUCAAUUGCAGUGGACAGGUACUUUACUAUCUUCUAUGCUCUUCAGUACCAUAACAUUAUGACAGUUAAGCGGGUUGGGAUCAUCAUAAGUUGUAUCUGGGCAGCUUGCACGGUUUCAGGCAUUUUGUUCAUCAUUUACUCAGAUAGUAGUGCUGUCAUCAUCUGCCUCAUCACCAUGUUCUUCACCAUGUUGGCUCUCAUGGCUUCUCUCUAUGUCCACAUGUUCCUGAUGGCUAGGCUUCACAUUAAGAGGAUUGCUGUCCUCCCCGGCACUGGUGCCAUCCGCCAAGGCGCCAAUAUGAAGGGAGCGAUUACUUUGACCAUCCUGAUUGGCGUCUUUGUUGUCUGCUGGGCCCCAUUCUUCCUCCACUUAAUAUUCUACAUCUCUUGUCCUCAGAAUCCAUAUUGUGUGUGCUUCAUGUCUCACUUUAACUUGUAUCUCAUACUGAUCAUGUGUAAUUCAGUCAUCGAUCCUCUGAUUUAUGCACUCCGGAGUCAAGAACUAAGGAAAACCUUCAAAGAGAUCAUCUGUUGCUAUCCCCUGGGAGGCCUAUGUGACUUGUCUAGCAGAUAUUAAACGGGGACAGAGCACACAAUAUAGGAACAUGCAUAAGAAACUUUUUCACUCUUACCCUACCUGAAUAUUGUGCUUCUGCAACAGCUUUCUCUUCUGUGUAGGGUACUGGUUGAGAAUAUCCAUUGUGUAAAUUUCAGCUUAUGAUUUUUAAUGAGAAAAAAUGCCCAGUCUCUGUAUUAUUUCCAAUGUCAUGCUACUUUUUUGGCCAUAAAAUAUGAAUCUAUGUUAUAGGUUGUAGACAUUAUGGAUAUACAAAAAGAAAAGUCCUUAUUAAAAGCUUAACGAUGUC
This is a messenger RNA of Macaca mulatta (Rhesus monkey), 3454 nucleotides long. RefSeq names its product melanocortin 4 receptor (gene MC4R). The record is from RefSeq and is a predicted model, not a curated record. Gene Ontology annotation, molecular function: melanocortin receptor activity. Gene Ontology annotation, biological process: G protein-coupled receptor signaling pathway. Lineage: Eukaryota; Metazoa; Chordata; Mammalia; Primates; Cercopithecidae. Gene Ontology annotation, cellular component: membrane.